This is a messenger RNA of Talaromyces atroroseus, 1359 nucleotides long. RefSeq lists its product as hypothetical. The transcript has 4 exons. The record is from RefSeq and is a predicted model, not a curated record. Lineage: Eukaryota; Fungi; Ascomycota; Eurotiomycetes; Eurotiales; Trichocomaceae. Bases 1 to 1359 code for a protein of 452 amino acids.
AUGGCUUUCCCAUUCAUGCGGAGCUUCAUUUUCCUCUUUCUGUACCGGUAUGCGCGCCUCAUAGUCAAUCUGUGGUCGUUCUACACCUUCAAGCCAAUCCCGAUCCCCGAAAACCCCAAGUUGACCGGGCAAGACGUGACGGUGAUUGUGCCCUCGCUCGAAGGCGAUGGCGACGAGCUGGUCGAGACCAUCCGCACCAUCCUCGACAACGAGCCCUUUGAGCUGCUGCUGGUCACCAUCACGGCCAACCGCGUCAAGGCCGAGAAGAUGCUGGAGCGCAUGCCGGCCUACAACUCGCGCAUCCGCCUGUUCACCAUCACCCACCCCAACAAGCGCCGCCAGAUGACCAGGGCCAUUCCCGAGGUGCGCACCAAGAUCACCAUCUUCGCUGACGACGACGUGAGCUGGCCGCGCACCGCGCUGCCCUGGAUCCUGGCCCCCUUCGACACCGACGAGCGCUACGGCGGCGUGGUGACGUGCCAGCGCCUGCGCCGGGCAGUCAACCCAACCUUCUCCGAGCGCAUCUGGAACUUCCUGGGCGCGCUGUACCUGGAGCGCCGCAAUUUCGACUGCGCGGCCACGACGCACAUGGACGGCGGCGUGCCGUGUCUGUCCGGGCGCACGGUGGCCUACCGCACGACGAUUCUGCAGGCCGAGCCCUUUACCGAGGCGUUCACAAACGAGGAGUGGUGGUUUGGCAAGUACCAGCUCAAUGCGGACGACGACAACUUCAUCACGCGCUGGAUGGUCUCGCACGGCUGGGAGACGUACAUCCAGUACCACCCAGAGGUCGAGGUGCAGACCACGCUGGAGAACAACUCCAAGUUCCUGAAGCAGUGCGCGCGCUGGUCGAGGAGCAACUGGCGCAGCAACCUGACGAGCAUGUUCAGCGAGCGCGACAUCUGGUACCGCCAGCCAUGGAGCACGUACGCCGUGCAUCUCACGACCCUCUCCCCGCCAGCGCUGCUGGGCGACCUGCUGCUCAUCUACCUCUGCCACAAGGCCACCGAGACCCUGGACGGCGACGUGCAUGGCUUUGCAAUGCGCGCCUUAGGCCUGUGGAUGUUUGUCAGCAAAUUCAUCAAGCUGAUGGGCCAUUACAGGCGCUAUCCCGCGGAUUUCCUGUUGCUGCCGGUGUCGAUUCUGUUUGGCUAUUUCCACGGGGCAAUCAAGAUAUACGCCGUUGUGACACUGAAUGUGACGGCCUGGGGAAGCCGGGAAGGCGCCGACGCCAACGACGCCGAACGUAUGCGCAAACGCUCAGACACCGAGCGCCAAAAGAAACAGCCCCGGCUGUCGUCGAUGUAUCCCCUGAACAAGGUGGCCUGGCCCCCGUCGGGCUUUGCCUCGAUUGCUUAG